Messenger RNA from Electrophorus electricus (electric eel), 2661 nucleotides. It is a transcript of the gene cnot10, whose product is annotated as CCR4-NOT transcription complex, subunit 10. Gene Ontology annotation, biological process: negative regulation of translation; mRNA catabolic process. The record is from RefSeq and is a predicted model, not a curated record. NCBI's taxonomy places the organism in Eukaryota, Metazoa, Chordata, Actinopteri, Gymnotiformes, Gymnotidae. Gene Ontology annotation, molecular function: protein binding. Gene Ontology annotation, cellular component: CCR4-NOT complex.
AAUAGGAGACUGGGUAAUUUUCAUGGCGAGGUCCUGCGAAAUAUGAUAAUAGUGGGUACGGAUUUAUGGUCAGUUUGUCUAAUAACUGGUUUACAGGCGAACAUAGUGAAUCGUUAAGUUGCAUCGUGUGCUACUGGUAUAAAUAAAUAAAGUAUAGUUUACUUUCAAGAAAUGGCAGAAAUGAACUCCGACCAAGUCGCUGACAUGAAACAUGACAACGCUGCUUCCCCUGGGAUUUCAGACCAAGAAAAGGAAAUGGCUACAAAUGCGUAUGAAGAAUUUACGUCUGGGAACUAUGAUGAAUCGCUGAAACAUCUAGAAAGCCUUCAAGAACUGAAUAAGGAGGACUAUAAGAUUGCCAUGAACAGAGCUGUUGCAGAAUUCUUCAGAAGCGGGCAGACAACCACUGGCACCUUGAAGCAGAUAUUAAUGACGAUAAAAAAUCAGAUGCAUUCUGCAGUGGAGGAUAUAGAUGGUUUAGAUGAUGUAGAAAACAGCAUUCUCUAUUACAAUCAAGCCAUCAUUCAUUACCAUAUGCGGCAGUACUCAGAAGCCAUAUCUAUUGGAGAGAAACUCUACCAGUUUCUGGAACCUUUUGAAGAGAAGUUUGCUCAGGCAGUGUGCUUCCUUCUGGUGGACCUUUACCUGCUCACCUUCCAGCCGGAGAAAGCCCUUCAUCUCCUAGCUGUAUUGGAGAAACUCUCAGUACAAGGCAACAACAAGAAUGGCAAAAGCGAGGGUACUAACAGUACAGCCAGGGAAUCUGCUGCUCAAAAAGCUGAGUUUGUUGCCAUGAUUGAAACAGCCAAGUCACGGAUGCACCAGUAUAAAGUGCGGGCCUAUAUCCAGAUGAAGUCCCUCAAAGCCUGUAAAAGGGAGAUCAAAUCUGUUAUGAACACAGCUGGAAAUUCAGCCCCCUCUCUCUUCCUCAAAAGUAAUUUUGAGUAUCUAAGGGGAAACUAUCGUAAGGCAGUAAAACUCCUCAAUAGCUCCAACAUUGCUGAACAUCCCGGACCACUGAAAACAGGUGAAUGUGUGCGCUGUAUGUUCUGGAAUAAUCUGGGUUGUAUCCACUUUGCCAUGGGCAAGCACAACUUGGGUAUCUUCUACUUUAAGAAAGCCCUACAGGAGAAUGACCACACUUGUGCGCAGCUGGGAGAUGGCAAGAACGGCCAGGCUAAAAAGUUCACGGGUAUUCCCAUGUGUGCUUUGUUGGCAAAUAAACGUUACGAGCUGCUCUAUAACUGCGGCAUUCAGCUGUUGCACCUCGGCCGCCCGCUGGCCGCCUUCGAAUGCCUGAUGGAGGCGGUGCAGGUGUACCACUCAAACCCACGCCUCUGGCUCCGUCUGGCCGAGUGCUGCAUCGCUGCAAACAAAGGGAGUUCGGAGCAGGAGACCAAAGGCCUGCCCAGUAAAAAGGGGAUUGUUCAGUCCAUAGUAGGGCAGGGCUAUCAUCGCAAAAUAGUCCUGGCUUCACAGUCUACACAGAACACAACUUACAGUGAGGGUCAGUCAGCAGCAAUUCCUGUAGCCAGUAUGGAGUUUGCAGCUAUCUGUUUGAGGAAUGCACUGCUUCUUCUGCCAGAACAUCAACAACAUGAGAGCAAACCAGACAAUGGCUCAAAGAGCUCCAGCCAAUCAGGAAGCACAGAGAGUGGCAGUGAGAAUAGCGAUGCCUGCAGUGGGAAGGGUCAAGAGGCAGACAAGUUCAUUCCUGCUGCCCCCUCAUCGCCUCUCAGAAAACAGGAAGUUGAGAACCUCAGGUGCUGCAUUUUAGCCUGUAGUGCAUAUGUGGCUCUAGCCCUUGGGGACAACCUGAUGGCUCUUAACCAUGCAGAUAAGCUAUUACAUCAGCCCAAACUGUCAGGAUCCCUCAAGUUUCUGGGCCACCUGUAUGCUGCUGAAGCUCUCAUCUCUCUGGACCGAAUCUCUGAUGCAAUCACUCACCUCAACCCUGAGAAUGUUACAGACGUAUCAUUAGGUGUGUCACCCAGCGAGCAAGACCAAGGUUCUGAUAAAGGGGAUCUAGACCCAGUUGAAUCCUCAGGGAAACAGAUUCCUCUGUGUUACCCCAGUACUGUCAGCUCUGCCAGGGGCAUGAUGCUCUUUAACCUGGGCAGUGCUUACUGUCUGCGCAGCGAAUAUGAUAAAGCACGCAAGUGCCUUCAUCAGGCAGCCUCCAUGGUCAAUGCAAAGGAGAUUCCCCCAGAAGCUAUUCUGCUGGGUGUGUACCUAGAGCUGCAGAAUGGUAACACACAGCUGGCACUCCAGAUCAUCAAACGCAACCAGCUGCUCCCGUCGGUCAAGUGCUCAUCCUCUCCAGACCUGCGCAAGAAGCCUCCACCUUUCCAGCCGCCACAGCCCAUGCAGCCAAUCCAGAUGCCCUCUUCCUUCACACAAGUGCAGCGCAAAUGAUGCACGCACUCACCCCAAUGGCAUAAACACCUCUGUAAUGCUCUUACUAUUUAUGAGUCUGCAACAGCUCAGCUAAAUGUGGAUGAGUGAAGAGAUGGCUAGUAAGGAGGGCCAGAUGAAGGAAGAAGGUGGUUAAAACAAUUCAUCUGUUUCCUUUGGACUUGCUUUCUGUGAGCUCAUCUCUUAACUGUACAUUGAUGUAUUCUGGGGUCUGAAAUCCUAAAUAAAAUUUAUUUACACUUGUGG